AUUCCCUUCAAGCUCAGCUAAUCAAUAUGGGUGUUAUCCCAACCUUAGUGAAAUUACUGGGCAUCCACUGCCACAAUGCAGCUCUUACAGAAAUGUGUCUUGUCGCAUUUGGGAAUUUAGCAGAACUCGAGUCGAGUAAAGAACAGUUUGCUAGUACAAACAUUGCUGAAGAGCUGGUAAAACUAUUCAAGAAACAAAUAGAACACGAUAAAAGAGAAAUGAUUUUUGAAGUUCUAGCUCCAUUGGCAGAAAAUGAUGCUAUUAAACUGCAGCUGGUGGAAGCAGGUUUGGUAGAGUGUCUGCUAGAGAUUGUUCAGCAGACGGUGGAUAGUGACAAAGAGGAUGAUGCUGCCGAGCUUAAAACUGCCUCAGAUCUGAUGGUUUUAUUACUUCUUGGAGAUGAAUCCAUGCAGAAGCUUUUUGAAGGAGGAAAGGGCAGUGUGUUCCAAAGGGUGCUUUCUUGGAUUCCAUCGAAUAACCACCAGCUGCAGCUUGCUGGGGCAUUAGCAAUUGCGAAUUUUGCCAGGAAUGAUGGGAAUUGUAUUCACAUGGUAGACAGUGGGAUUGUAGAAAAGCUCAUGGACUUGCUCGACAGACACGUCGAGGACGGGAACGUGACUGUGCAGCACGCAGCACUCAGUGCCCUCAGGAAUCUUGCCAUUCCAGUUGUAAAUAAAGCAAAGAUGUUAUCAGCUGGGGUCACAGAGACAGUUUUGAAAUUCCUUAAAUCUGAAAUGCCCCCAGUCCAGUUCAAACUCCUGGGAACACUAAGAAUGUUAAUAGAUGCACAAGCAGAAGCUGCUGAACAACUGGGAAAAAAUGCUAAAUUGGUGGAGCGUUUGGUUGAGUGGUGCGAAGCCAAAGAUCAUGCUGGUGUGAUGGGAGAGUCAAACAGACUGCUCUCUGCCCUCAUACGACACAGUAAAUCAAAAGAUGUAAUUAAAACCAUUGUGCAGGGUGGUGGCAUUAAGCAUCUAGUUACCAUGGCAACUAGUGAACAUGUAAUAAUGCAGAAUGAAGCUCUUGUUGCUUUGGCACUAAUAGCAGCUUUGGAAUUGGGUUCCGCCGAGAAAGACCUUGAAAGUGCUAAGCUUGUACAGACUCUACACCGACUGCUGGCAGAUGAGAGAAGUGCCCCAGAAAUCAAAUAUAACUCUAUGGUCCUCAUCUGUGCUCUCAUGGGAUCUGAAUCUCUCUACAAGGAAGUGCAGGAUUUGGCCUUUCUAGAUGUUGUAUCCAAACUUCGAAGUCAUGAGAACAAAAGUGUUGCCCAACAGGCCUCUCUCACAGAGCAGAGACUUACAGUGGAAAGCUGAGAACUGCCGCUCCCAGCACAAGGCAUCACCCCAGCUGACCACCCAAUGUUCUCCAUCCAGCUGCUUCCUCGGCUCCAUCCUCUUGUGCAUGCGUGUAAUGUUCCAGUACCAACCGAAGAACUCUAUAGGUACCUGCCUAAUAAGAUCUCUCCACCCAUAGUUGAUGUGAACACAACUGUCCAAACAAGUCUCCACCCAUAACUGUUAUCCUGUAUCCCUGGCGCUCGAGCUACAUUAAGUAGAAUGUGCAUGUUGUAGCCCUAUGAUGAUGUAAACUUGGUACUACAUGCUGACUUGCUCUUCACCUGCAGUAAGCUCCAUAACAAUGUACUGGUAAAUUAGAAACAAAGAAUGCAGCAGGAUCUGUCUAGCUUAUUUAAAGAUGAAACUGAACAGUAAAAGUAGCACCAUAUUUUUGGGUGCUUAGGAAGCACAGUGAUAAAAAGCCGUAUGGCUGCUCACUCAUUAGUCUUCUACUAAUGUCAGGCCCAUUGUGCCUAGAGUUGAAUAGAUUCAAUACUCACUCUUUCCCUAUGGUUUCUCCUUUUUCUGAACUGUUUAGGCAAUUUGCCAAACAACAUGGCAAGACUUCAUUAGGCUUCUCAUUCCAUCUUUAACUGAGAGCAGUACAGAGGCCCAUUGCUGAGCUGUUUUCAGUGUGAUCAGAACAAAGGGGUUAAAGAAACCCUAGCAUGCUGGACCAUGUUGGAUCAUGCCCAUAUUUUACAUUCUGAUUUGUGUGUGGUUACAUCUAGAACUUCCAUCAGUUAACUAGCAAUUGUCCAACACGGGUCGCUAAAACUUACUUGCCAUAUGUUUCAACCAAGGAAAAUUGAGUACAGCUUGUUUGGUGGAGAAUGGAUUUUUUUUUUCUAUCUCUCUCCAUUUUUUCAUCUUUCAGGCUGAAAGUAAGGAGUUUCAUCUUUCAUACUCCUUUUAUAUAUUGUGCUACUCUAGAUGGAUAUAAGAGGAAACAUGAAGAUGUAAGCUUGUCUACAUUAAAGAAAGGAAGGCCAGUUUUAAAAGCCAUAGUAGCCAGUCCGGUACAUUUUGCAGAUGGCCUCAUAGCAGUCAUUGUUAAGAGUCUCUCACCUCCACUUGCCCACUGAGAACCACAGUAAUCUCACAGACUGCAAGCCAGGACUCGAUGUUAGAAACCUUCUUGGCAAAAUGUAGUGUGCUCGUCACUGCCACUAACCACUACCAAGUGAGUUUUCAGAGCUUUGACACACAAUCUUUGUAAAUUAAUCAGGACUCCCUGUGACCUACCUUCUAGCACCCAAGUUUGAUCCCUGCUAAUAUAUAUGGGAAGGUAGGCUCCUUUACAAGGCUGGAGGGCAGUGAGAGGGGCUGCUGAACAGGGGACCAGCUCCUUCCUCCCCAACAGGAGAUAUAGGUAUCUCUGCAUUAUCUAAAUCGGACUUUGGUUUUCACAAUUUUAAAUUCAACAAAGAUUUACUUAAAGUAAGUACAAACCUGACUAGCAAUUCCCACUGAUGGCCAAAUAAGGGAACGAUUGUGACUGCUUGUGCUACACUUAUUGUAGGAAUGAGCUCUUUAAAGUCUUUCUCCUGGGCUGGAUAAGUGGACUAAUGUUGCAUAAUUCUGUCCAUAUUAAUAACUUAACAAAUAAAUAGCAUAUGAAAUUACA
Molecule: messenger RNA, 2967 nt
Organism: Cricetulus griseus (Chinese hamster)
Lineage: Eukaryota; Metazoa; Chordata; Mammalia; Rodentia; Cricetidae
Source: RefSeq, a predicted model, not a curated record